Molecule: messenger RNA, 1087 nt
Organism: Alosa alosa (allis shad)
Lineage: Eukaryota; Metazoa; Chordata; Actinopteri; Clupeiformes; Clupeidae
Gene: ankrd2
Product: ankyrin repeat domain 2 (stretch responsive muscle)
Exons: 9
Coding region: 61-1008 (315 amino acids)
Biological process (GO): positive regulation of transcription by RNA polymerase II
Cellular component (GO): nucleus
Molecular function (GO): RNA polymerase II-specific DNA-binding transcription factor binding; transcription cis-regulatory region binding
Source: RefSeq, a predicted model, not a curated record
ACCAGUGAGGAGACGAGAGAAGAGACCAGUGAGGAGACGAGAGGAGAAACCAGACAGGAAAUGAGAGGAGGAGUAACCAGUGAGGAGCCAACGGCAAACUUGAGUCAGAAUCCGACAGAGACGACAAACACACACAGAAGAGACUCAGAUCAGGAGCAAGGAGGAGGAGAAAUCAACAGUGUUGGAAUAAGCAAGAGAGAGGAGAGGAGACGUACUCGUGCAUUGAAGUUGGGUGUUCUGAAGCCAGAUGCUGAAGAUCAACAAAGGUCAAGUCCCCAGGUGGAGGAAGAGCAGCUGAAGACAGCUGAAGGUGAAAAACUGGAAGGGGCGGGGCUUGUGGCAGAACUGCGUAGGAGGAGGCGGGCCAAGCAGAAGGCUGCAAGGACCCCAAAGGUGGCCGUGGAGGCGCCCGUGGAGGGUCCUGUUGACUCAAUAGAUUUCCUGAAGGCCGCAGCUAAUGGCAAAGUCAAAAUGGUGGAGAAGUUUCUGCAGGACGGGGGAGACCCAAACACUUCUAAUGAGUUCAGGAAAUCAGCGCUACAUCAUGCAGCUCAGGAAGGUCACACUGCUGUGAUACAGAAGCUUCUGGAACAUGGGGUCGAUAUCCAUCUAAAAGACCGGCUGCACAGCACAGCAGUGCACUGGGCGUGUAGGGGAGGCAGUCUGGCUGCCCUGAAACUUCUGCACUUCCACGGAGCGAACCUUAACGCCAGAGACAAGCUCUUUAGUGCUCCUCUGCAUGUGGCCACCAGAACAGGACACUACCAUGUGGUGGAGUACCUCCUCAACAAUAAAGUCAAAAUCAACAGCCGAGACCGGGAGGGAGACACCGCCCUGCAUGAUGCUGUGAGACUCAACCGCUACAAGAUUUCCAAACUGCUUAUCUUGUCCGGAGCAGAUACACGCAUUGCCAAUAUCAAGGGACUGAGGGCUAUGGACCAGUUGAACUCAUGGCAGUCUGACACCCUGGAGACGCUGCAGAGGAUGGAACAGCUCAGAGACCUGUAGAAGAAGACCAUCACACACACACACACACACACACACACACACACACACACACACACACACACACACACACACACACACA